Emericellopsis atlantica is the source of this 1367-nucleotide messenger RNA. RefSeq lists its product as uncharacterized. The coding region runs from base 114 to 1220 and encodes 368 amino acids. Lineage: Eukaryota; Fungi; Ascomycota; Sordariomycetes; Hypocreales; Bionectriaceae. The record is from RefSeq and is a predicted model, not a curated record. The transcript is spliced from 6 exons.
UGGACCCUGACUACAUCAAGGAAUCAAAACUUUGGCGACAUGAUGGCCGUGAAUGGUGUCGUCCACGGUGUCGCCAUGAUUUUUUCAUCCUUCGAAUCUAUACUCGCGGCUUCAUGAUCAAAUCUUUUGGCUACGACGAUGCGAUGAUGAUCCUCGCCUGGGCUUUCCUCUUCUGCGGCGGUAUAGUAGCACAGAUUUACGCCGGAAAUAACGGCGCCCUCGGGCGCCACAAGGACGCGGUGAUGGCCACCGAUCCUUCCUUGAUGGAAGUGUACGGCAAGAUGUCUUUCGUCCAAGGCAUCUGCGUGACAGUGACGGCCAACUGCCUGCUGAAGCUUUCCAUCGGCAUGUCCCUCUUACGCCUCAACUCCAACAAAUGGUACAAACGGAUUGUUUGGAGCCUUGUUCUCUUUGUGAUCUGUUACUUCAUCGAGGGCAUAGUCACCGUCAUGGCGUACUGCGAUUCGCUCGAGGCGCAUUGGGACCCCAAGGUGAAGGAGACAGCAAAGUGCUACUCGGAGGACCUGCGCAACACCUUGGGAACCAUAAACACCGCAUUCAAUGUUUUUACCGACGUCAUAUUCGCCAGUGUGCCAGUGCCCAUGCUGUGGACUCUUCAGACCAAGCUCAACGUGCGCCUCUAUCUGAUCGGUAUUUUCAGCUUGGGUUAUCUUACCGUCGCCGUCGGCUUGGUCAAGAUGUUCUACCAGCUUACAGGCCGUAACGACCCAGACAAAACGUUCAACAACAGAGUCCAAUUCUACGGACUUCUUCAACUCAACGUCGGCCUUCUCACCGCGUGCGCCCCGAUGAUCAAGCCCCUUGUCGCGAAAACACUCGGAAUUCAUUCCUCGUCCGCCGUCUCCACGGCGCCAGUCUACGCCAGCAGUAGGAACAGACAGAGGCCCAACCCAGCGGGCUACGUCCGCGAGGACGGCGACCACGGCUUCGAGCUCGCCAAGUACGACGACGGGCAGUAUCACACCACCACGGUCAGAGGAGGAGGCGGCAGCGAUUCCAACAGUGAGACGCAUAUUCUUCCGGAGGGGUUGGGGUCAAAAGGCGUGAUGAAAACUACUCAAGUCAUCAUAAACCGUGAUCAAGAAAGGAGGACAAGCUCGCGCAAACGGCGCUUCCUCUUCGGCAAGGACAGAUUUAUGAUAAUAUACGAGCCGCGAGUGGAUGUGAUUUCUUGUACCAACAGCGUUGGGAGGAUAUGAUGGACUCCAAUAAAAGACCGAUCGAAUUCAUACAACUAUACUUAGGCGUAAGAGGUCGCAAAGCAGGCAUGACGUCCAGUACUUUGUUGACUUCAUAUGGCCCAGACACACAUAUCCAGACAUGUCCUUAGUGUGUAAAGAAGAAAG